UGGGAACGAGACCAAUAGUUACUCUACGAAGAUUUCAGGGAAAAUAAAUAAAAGUUCACGCCAGCCCUCCCAUUGUAGCCAACAUAAAGGCUUUGACUUGACUUCUCCUGUGGACUUCAGAUGUCCAGCAUGGAUAACUACCCAGACACGCAGUUCUACGGGGAUGCGGAAAGCUACUGGAAGGCGAUUCCUGCCACCGUUGACGGAAUGCUGGGAGGUUACUCCAAGGUCGAUAAGGUCGACAUCAAGGGCUCCAAGAAGUUCCUUCAGGAAUUCAUCUCAGGUCCGAAUGCGAAGACAAAAACCCGUCGCGCCGUGGACUGUGGCGCUGGAAUCGGUCGUGUCUCCCACGGGCUCCUCUGUCCUCUCUUCAGCAGGGUGGACAUGGUGGAGGUCUGUCAGAAGUUCUUAGAUCAGGCCAAGACUUAUCUCGGAUCAAGUUCUAAGAAAAUAGACAGGUAUAUCUGCUGUGGUCUGCAGGACUUCACCCCUGACCCCGGCCGUUAUGAUGUGAUCUGGAUCCAGUGGGUGCUGGGACACCUCACACAUAAGGACCUGGUCUCCUUCUUCCAGCGAUGUCAGGCUGGUCUGGCAGAAAACGGGAUAAUCGUAGUGAAAGAGAACGUAGCGGACGACAGCUGUUCAGACGGGGUGAUUUUUGACCAGGAUGACAGCAGCGUGACGCGGUCACACCGCUAUCUGAAACAGAUCAUCUCGGAGAGCGGGCUGAGGGUGGUGAAGGAGGAGGCACAGAAGGACUUCCCCAAGGAACUGUUUAAAGUCCAGAUGAUGGUUCUGCAGUGAUCAAAGUUUGAUAUCAUUGAAAGAAAACAUUUUCAAGUAUAGAUCAAGACAUUUUUAAGCAGGACUUCCCCAAGGAACUCUUCAAAGUGAUCUACUGCCUAGUUUUUUUAGGAAUCUUCAAGUCAUCUUUACAGAAACAUUUUCAGGUCCAGAUCAGGACAUUUUUAAGAAGGAACGCCUCAACAGAUGAUGGUCCUGCAUUGAUCCAGGUUUCAAGAAUCAUCAAGACUUAGAACAAUUUAAGAACAUCACUAGAAAUCUAUGGUGGUUCUUCAGUGAUCAACACUGUAGCUUUUUAGGAGUAGUGAAGACAUGUGAAGAAGUUCCCAGAAAACAUUUUUAAGUCCACAUGAUGGUUCUUCGGUGAAGUUUCUAGGUUCUUAGGAGUCAUCAAGAGAUUCUAAAGAAUCAGCAAGACUUUCUCAGAUAACAUUUUUAAGCCCAGAUGAUGGUUCUUCAGUGAUCAACUUUUCUAGCAUCUUAGGACUUGUCAAGACAUCUCUAACAAGACCACAUAUUUAAGAACAUCGCCAGAAAACAUUUUUAAGUCCAGAUAAUGGUUCUUCCGUGAUCAUCUUUUCUAGUUUCUAAGGAAUUGAUCGUCAAGACAUCUUGGAAAUCAUCACCAAGAAAAUUUCCAGGAAAUAUUUAUAAGUCCAGAUGAUGGAAAUUCAGUAUCAACUUCUCUAUUUUCUUAGGAGUCAUCAACAAAUUCAUCUUUAAGAAAAUCAGUAAGAUGUCAUGUGAAGAAGUUUCCUGGGAAAAUUGUUUUAACUUUGCAGUCUAUUGUCACAGUGGUAAAAGAGAUAGAAACUAAACAUAGCUGUACAGUAAAGAGUAUUUUUGGACAGGUUGUCUCUGGAAUAGGGCUAGAAAGGCAAAAAAAAAAGUACAUGACAUUGCAUAGAGUAUGCUUUUUCUGGGAAGUCCAGAAUUGGAGAGAUUUUUACUCAGCGUUUGAUAAAACUGUAAGCAUGGAACAAGUUUGUUCUCAAAUUUGUCCUAUCAGAUAUUCAUAACUUGUGUGUUGCAAACAGAUCGGUACUUAAUAUAAGUAUUUCUAAAUAUAAUCAUGAAAAACCUGUUAUCCGUAGCAUAAAGUGA
Molecule: messenger RNA, 1908 nt
Organism: Branchiostoma belcheri (Belcher's lancelet)
Lineage: Eukaryota; Metazoa; Chordata; Leptocardii; Amphioxiformes; Branchiostomatidae
Product: N-terminal Xaa-Pro-Lys N-methyltransferase 1-like
Exons: 5
Coding region: 121-804 (227 amino acids)
Biological process (GO): N-terminal protein amino acid methylation
Cellular component (GO): cytoplasm
Molecular function (GO): N-terminal protein N-methyltransferase activity
Source: RefSeq, a predicted model, not a curated record